Molecule: messenger RNA, 663 nt
Organism: Didymodactylos carnosus
Lineage: Eukaryota; Metazoa; Rotifera; Eurotatoria; Philodinida; Philodinidae
Source: the annotation of a GenBank genome assembly
AUGGAUAUCAACAAUGACGGGAUCGCUAACUCUGUUUCACAGCCAUUGGGUAGCGACACUCACAACGACGCUUCCAUUAGCCAAUUGAUAUCGCCUGACGUUAUUCCAUCAAGUCAACCGCUAUUGCUCUCCGAGCAAUCGAGAGUCGAAAUUGUGACGCGCCAUCGCGUGGCCCGACGUCGGCGGCGAAGGCGAACACAGGGUCAACAUCAACAGCUAGCACAACAGAUUCGACGACGACACAUGUCUCAUCAAUACCGUCAGCAACAACGAUAUCACCGAAAUGACCGGUAUGAAGGACGAGACAGUUCUAACGUCACACGGCCUCAAUCUUCGACCGUCGACGAACAAUUUGAAGAAGUGAUCGAGGAACGAUUGCAAGAGGUAUAUGAUUGGGAAAUUAUACAACUAAUGGACCAAUUGGAACAAGAACAGUUGAACGGGUUAGAGGGUAUUGCUGCUUUGGAACAGCUAUCCGUCGUGCAAGACGAGAUGAAACAAUCCCAUCCGAUCCAAACAUCACAAGCAUUGGGAGAAGACGAAGCCAACCCACGAGGACAAACAUCUAACGGUUGGGUUCGAAUGCAACCGAAUGACCCAGACAAUCAUUUGACACCACAAUCACUUGAUUCCACACUAUAUCACAUGGACAAAAUGCGAUAG